UGGAGCCGGUGAUUGACGGGUGAGCGGCGCGCGGGGGAGCUCACGAGACUGACCUCGCGACAAUUCAGUUCAGUUCCGAAGAAGGAACGCGCACGGGCUGUGUGAGGAGAUCGCAGACAGAGGAGGACUGAGCAAAAACAAAAAAAAAAAAAACGAGAGAGAAAAAAAGACAAAAACCCGAAGAGGAAUCUUUGGGGAAUUGCUCACCAGGGACAGUCGCCUGAUUAAAAGCGCCCUGUGUGAAAAGCGCGUCUACUAGGAGCCGUGAGUGAGGCGGAGGUUCGGCGCGCAGCUCGCGCCCGUGUGUCUCAACAACAGGUUUACCGCUGAGGCUGCGUUUAAAUGGCAGGGCGCGUGAGGGAGCGGGGUUGAUUGAGAGCACAGACAGCCCUACACACACAAAGAGAGAGAGAAAAACUCGACGUGUAAGGCUGAAAACAGCUGCAGAGUUUCGCCAGGUUAAAGUCAAGCGUCAUGAUGGAGCUGGCGGAGGACCCUACAGCACUGGAAUGUAACGUAAGCGAAAAAGACUAAACAGCCAGCGCGAAUAUUCUUUAGAAAACGAACUAGUAUUACAGGCGUAGUUUGGUUUACUAAUAUCAGGCGCCUUGCAGUUGCAGGCUAAGUUGAGAAAAGCUAAGUUUUAAGCGCGGGCAGCGGCUGCCGGAGAGACCCCGUGUGCCGUGCGGUUCCGAGCUCCGGGGACCGUGUCCGUUUUCCGCACACGCACACAGAGAGAGAGAAAAAGACAGGCCUCUCUGGAGCGACCCGAAAGUACCGUAGAUGGUCCCUGGCGAGCGAAGGAUCUGAACCGAGGCAGAUGGUGCCGAAGUGGACGAUGAACGCGGUACUGCAGCGGUCGCCGCCGAAGAGCUGGCUGGGUCUGCGGCUGCGGCUCAAUGAGAAGUCCACUCAGGAAGAAAAGAAUAUGGUGUGCCAGCACCCAGACUGCCCUGACCGUCGUCGUGCUGCUAAGGUGUGUCACCACCCAGACUGCCAGGAUCUCAACAACAAGAGCCCACUCAGCCUGUGCGAGUCAUGUGACUCCCGCUGCCAUCUGAACGAGACGGACAGUAUGCACUUUGAUCGGCACCCACGCUUUGACCUGCAGCCACAAGGUUCCAUCCUGGCGCGGAACGUGUCCACGCGUUCCUGCCCCCCACGCACCAGCCCCCCAUGCCACCUGGAGGAGGAAGAAGAGGGAGGCAGCGACAGGGGGGAUCGGAAGUCUGCGGGAGUGAAGCCGGUAAAGAAGAAGCCACGACGACGACACACAGAUGAUCCCAGCAAGGAAUGCUUCACUCUGAAGUUUGACCUCAACGUGGACAUCGACACGGAGAUUGUCCCUGCUAUGAAGAAGAAGUCUUUGAGGGAGGUGCUGGGGCCUGUUUUCGAGCGAAAGGGGAUUGAGCUAUCCCGGGUGGACCUGUUCCUGGACCAGUCCAACACUCCGCUCUCCCUUAACUUUGAAGCCUACCGCUUUGGGGGUCACUACCUCAAGGUUAAAGCACGACCAGGAGACGAACUGAAGGUGGAGCAGGGGGUGAAGGACCUGCGCUCACUCAGCCUGCCCAUCAUGAAGCCCUCAGGAAGUGGACAAGGUUCCUACAUUGUGAACCCAGGCAGCGAGAGGGUGGAACAUGGCUCUCUUGGGCGCCGUGAGAGCAUAGACCUGCUGGGUCAGGCAAGGCGCCGGAAGAACAUGCCAGCCUUCCUGGGGGACUCCAGCAUCCCCUCACCAGACUCGCUGGGCAGCUCUCUCCCAAGCACUGCAUUUGCUGCCGCUAACAGUGCCAUGGGCCCAGACAGGUGGAAGAACCGGGCCGCCAGUCGCUUCAGUGGCUUUUUCAGCUCUGGUGCUGGCACUAGCCCUUUCGGCAAGGAGAUGGACCGUGUGGAGCAGCUGCAGAUCAAGCUUCAGUCAUACACUAUGUUUGGCCUGCCCAAAGUGCCCCCACAGCUGUCCUUCCAUCAGGACUCCUGGGAGGAGGAGAGUGAGACCAACCUGGCCCUGGAGGACAGCUGGAAGCAGCUGCUAGACAAUCCUGAGUCACUGAGCAGACGGCAGUUCCAGCAACAGGAGGCAAUCUGGGAGCUGAUUCAGACAGAGGCUACCUACAUCAAGAAGCUCCGGGUCAUCACCGAUCUCUUCCUGUGCUGCUUACUGAACUUGCAGGAAAGUGGCUUCCUGUUGGAGGUAGAGCCCACACGCCUCUUCAGCAACGUGCAAGACAUUGUACGUCUGCACACAACACUGUGGGCCCAAGUCAUGCUGCCGGCAUUGGAAAGCGCCCGGCGAGAUCAUACGCUCCUCGACCCCACCCAGCUGGAAGAGGGCUUUCACAGCAUUGGUGUCCAGUUCCAGCCCUACAUUCGCUACUGCAUGGAGGAGGAGGCCUGCAUGGAGUACAUGCGCAGCUUGCUGAGGGACAAUGAGGCCUUCAGGACAUACGUGACAUGGGCGGAGACGCACAAGCAGUGUAACCGCCUGAAGCUGGCAGACAUGCUGGUGAAGCCCCACCAGCGACUCACCAAGUAUCCUCUGCUGCUGAAGACUGUGCUGAAGAAGACAGAUGAUCCAGGUGCCCGUGAUAUCAUCAGCCGCAUGGUGGCCUCUGUUGAGACUUUCAUCAACAGUAUAGACUCCCAGAUGUACCAACGACAGGAGAAGAAGAAGUUGGCCUCAAUUUCAAGCCGCAUCGAGUCGUACGAGGCCGUGGAUGGUGGCAGUGAAGAGGUAGAGAGGAUCCUGCGCGAGUUCAACUACUUCGACCUGAUGGCUCCCAUGAAGGGCACACCCACAGAAGAGACGCGACAGCUUCACCUCGAAGGAGCAUUACGCAUGAAGGAGGGCAAGGACAGCAGGAUGGAAGUGUACUGUUUCCUGUUUACCGACGUACUUCUGAUCACUAAGCCGGUGAAGCGUGUGGAGAAAGUCAAAGUCAUCCGCCAGCCUCUACUCAUCCACAAUGUUGUGUGUCGAGAACUGAAAGACCCUGGGUCCUUCCUCGUCAUCUACCUCAAUGAGUUCCGCACUGCGGUGGCAGCCUACUCCUUCCAAGCCAACAGCACAGCCCAGGGACGGAGCUGGAUAGAGGCAAUCUGCAAUGUCCAGAACCAGUUCCAGAAGCUGCGCUCUGAGACACUCCGUCAACAGCAGGGCCCAGCGGGGGAGCCAGAAGAGGAAGAAAGCAGUAACUCAGCAGCCAGCUCACCUUGUUUACGGCACAAAGACGCACAGAGUGAAAGCCAAUCGGACGGCUCAACUGAGACCCUGUCUGUGGCGAUGAUGGAUGACACAAGUGGAUACAAUGAUUCGUUGUCUGUGGAGGCUCUCCCCAGUGGGUCCAUCGACGAAGGCUCUGUUGCUGUAGUUGAGAUUCCCACCCCAACAGGAUUCUAUAAGGGGGUAAAACAUGAAAGACCGGGGAUCCCAGGUAGCUUGGAACUUGACCCCCAGUGUCGCUCCAUGUCCAUGGACAGUGCCUAUGGCACCCUCUCCCCAGAGUCCUUGCUCAGAGAGCUCAACUUGAAGGAGAAGCCUGGCCAAGGUGAGGAGGAGGCAGAGGAGACUGAGGGAGAGGUAGAAGAGACAGAGGGAGAGGAGCUGGACACUGAGGGGGAUGCAGAAGAGACUGAGGGUGAAACGGUGGAGCCAGAGGGGGAGGAGCAGACUGCCUCCACUGGCUCACAGCAGUCGGUAACAAACUCCUUCAAGCUGCGACGACGUCCCCCGGUACAGCCUCGCCUUCACUGCCUGCAGAAUUAUGCCCACAAGUCACGCUCAGAGGACAACUUGCUGCAGCUGGGUGGGGCCACUCACAGCCCUCCUUUACAGGUUCGGGAUGAAAUGACGGCACACAGGAGAGAGAGGCUCGCCCACAGUAAAAGCAUGUCUCAGCUCUUUGACCGUGACUUCCUCUGUUACCCUGAUUCCGCCUGGGAUCCCUCAGUGAGCUAUGAUGGGUCAGGCAAGUUAAUGGACACACUGAGGAUGGCUGAGGCCCGACAGGGUCAAAGGGCCAAUGGCAGUGCCUCGGACGAUGAGGCAGCCUCCUCGUGUUCGCUGGAGGAGGCCUCCGUCAGCAGCUCAGAGGCUAGGUUGGCCAGGCGUUCCUUGGCCCCGCAGCACAAGAAGUUAACCCUAGCGCAGCUGUACCGCAUUAGCACCACCCUGGUGCUCAACUCUACCCUUACAGCAUCGGAAGUGUAGACCUGCCUGCCAACACUGCAGUGUUCACUUCAGUCAUGGCCUGAAGACAGAUCUACAGUGCAGGAGUCCUAGGUUGAAACCCAACUUGCAGCAACAAAAAUGACUGCUUCACUUAGAUCAUACACUGCCUCCUGUCCUAACCAGAGACUAUGUGGUGGUUGCUCUUCUUCAGUACAGCCUCACUGGCAAUAACAGAGCUUUCUUAAAAUUUUUUUUUUCCAUUCGAAGAAGAAAGUGGAGAACCAGAACUGUUUGCACUUAGGUUUAAAUGCGUUGGGGAUGUUGCCCACAAGUGUGGCCCCUGACACUGACUGAGAAAAUGAGGGCUUUGAGACAGGGCCUUGGUAGCCUGCUCUAGACCUUCAAGACCAAACUGCAACCACUACUUAUGCAUGGGAAUAAAUAACCCAGAGGACAGAAGCCGAUGGAAACGGACACUGACUUUAAUGUGCGGACAGAAAACGCGAAACUGCUUCUCUACCAUCCAUCAUCCUGUUCUUAUCCUUUGUGUUUUUUGUUUAGAAGAAAAUACAGGUGCACAAAAGGGUCUAUUUAAAGCAGGUUGGUAAAUUGUAGAGACAAUUGUCUCCUGUGUACAGGGACUGAAGGACCGUUGUGCUUGUUUCAGAUGCGCAGAGACCUUCUGACUGAACCAAAAAUAAAUGUGCUGUUGCAACAUCUGUCCCUGGAGUAUGCUAGCGUUCCCAAAGAUGUAAAGAUAAAAAUGCACAUUCUGACUUAUCAGUAUGACUGUCAUACAAAGCAACUUCGUUGUGGCCAAUGUCUCGGCUUGUUCAUAUGGUGAAGUUUCCCAGUAAAGCUCCAUUUAAGACAAAAACACUAAAAAUUGUGAACUACGUUUUCUGCUCCUCCUGACCGGCAAACGGUGGGUGUGCGCAGUGUAUGGAUAUGAGGAUCUUUUCAGAGCGAAAGAUAGGUGGCAACGUUUGGGUUUCGGCAGGAAGUUGCUUGCAGAGAACCAGUGAUAUGGGUGUUCUGUGCGAGUAGACGGCACCCUCUUGUGACCAGACAGGACACAGCUGGAGCGUUGUGGCCAAGUACACCAGCUGUGUGCAGUGCUACCCUGGCAAGGUCUUUGCCGCUGGGCUUGGAGUUACUGGCCAACAGGAAGGAGGAACAGGAAGAGGUGGUGAGAAGCAAGCCUCUUUUACAGUCCUCCAGGAGCUCUGUUCAGAUCUCUGUGAAGAUUUGCUCCCGAUAACCCCCCCCUCCCCCCCCUUUUUUUAAAAACUAGUUGCCUAGUCAUGAAUAUUAGCAGAACAAGUACAAAUAUUGAUGUGGAGGGCUCUCCAGAGGCACUGGGGUGGGGCUGGUCUUAGUAGGCCUGGAACCAGGCCAAGGGGAUAGGAAAUAGCACUUUGAGGCAGGUGUGGGCUGACUUAAGAUUCAAGUGAUUAAUAUAUUUAAUUGCAGGCACACGGUCCUGUGCCACGACACGACUGACACAUUCACAUUGAACUUCACUGUGUUAAUAUAAUGUACUUAGUCUCUUUUGCCCUCUCUACAUUGUUGCCCAAAGCUAAUAGUUCAUUGUUUUUCCACAUUGUUUUGUUAUUUAUUAAGCUUGCUUAAUGUUUUUUUACUCAUAUAUAAAGAAUGGUUGAUCAUGACUUUGUAAUUUUUUCCCUUUUGUACAGUUUUGGACUUUCUAAUCUUAGUUGCCAUCCUUAAUAUUGAAUGUUCAGUCUUCAGUCUGCAAUGAAACCAAAAAUAACAUGUUAACUUUAACCCUUACAUGACUUAUCAUAAGAGAUGUAAUUUAAAAAAAAAAAAACUGGUUUAAUUUAUAAAAGUUUGUAUAAUAAAUAGUUUGGGGGGGGUACACCACAGAGCAUAAGUUCCAAUAAAAAUGCACC
This is a messenger RNA of Scleropages formosus (Asian bonytongue), 6090 nucleotides long. RefSeq names its product pleckstrin homology domain containing, family G (with RhoGef domain) member 5b (gene plekhg5b). The record is from RefSeq and is a predicted model, not a curated record. The coding region runs from base 821 to 4213 and encodes 1130 amino acids. NCBI's taxonomy places the organism in Eukaryota, Metazoa, Chordata, Actinopteri, Osteoglossiformes, Osteoglossidae. Gene Ontology annotation, cellular component: plasma membrane; endocytic vesicle; axon. The transcript has 21 exons. Gene Ontology annotation, biological process: endothelial cell migration; Rho protein signal transduction. Gene Ontology annotation, molecular function: guanyl-nucleotide exchange factor activity.